ACUGACUUCACCACCUCCCAGACGGCAGCACUUCCCGCCCUCGGCCAAGUCCCAGGCACUGCCACCACACUCAACGCAGUGCUUACUGCUCCUUCCAAGCUCACAGUCCUUGCAGAGCCACGCUGCCACCUUCGCCUCUUUGGCCACCAAAGCACCCAGGACGCUCGGUGCCCUAGGGAUCACUCAGUCACCUGGUCCCUGGGGCCCAGUGUCACCCCCCGCUGAUUCGGAGACACAGCCACCCCCACCGCCACCACGGCCACCACGGGUGCCACGCGCCGCCGCAGCCGCGCCGCCGCCGCCUCUGCAACCCGCCCGCCGCCCACCAUGGCCCCACAGCAAACAGGUAGCAGGAAGCGGAAAGCCUCGGAGGUCGAGCAGGGCGCUGGGACUUCUUCGUUGCCUGGGAGGGCGGCUGCGGCGGCGGGAACGGGCCAAGCGGAUGGGCCAUUGCUGCUGGCCAAGAGGCCGCGGCGGCCCGUGGCUCGCCGCUCCUUGGUGCACUACUUGAAGGGCCGUGCUCUGGGCGCUGAUGGCCACCCGGGGGUAGCGGGCUUCGAGGGCGAUCUGCGCAGCUAUGGGGUCCUCAGGCUGCCCGAGCUGCUGAGGGAGCGCCAGCUGACCCUAGGCCCCCUCAAUAAGGUGUUCGCAUCGCAGUGGCUCAAUGCCAGGCAGGUAGUGUGUGGCACCAAGUGUAACACGCUCUUCGUGGUUGAUGUCCAGACUGGCCGGAUCACUCGCAUUCCCCUGAUGCGAGACAGAGGGCCAGGACAAACCCGUGCCCAACCCACCUGUGGCAUCCACGCCAUCCAGCUGAAUCCCUCAAAGACCCUCCUAGCUACAGGAGGUGAAAACCCUAACAGUCUAGCAGUCUAUCAGCUACCCACCCUAGACCCUGUGUGCUUAGGUGACCGCCAAGGCCACAGGGACUGGAUCUUUGCCAUCGCCUGGAUGAGUGAUACCGUGGCUGUGAGUGGCUCCCGUGAUGGCACCGUGGCACUCUGGCGGGUGGAUUCCGACAUGUUCAAUGGCAGCAUUCCCUGGCACAAUAAUUCAGGAAUUCCACGGUAUUCACACAUUCGUCCAAGGGACAUGGAAGCCAUUCCAAGGGCAACUACUAACCCAGGUAACCGCAAAGUGCGAGCCCUUGCAUUCAGUGGCAGAAACCAGGAGCUGGGAGCUGUGUCCCUGGAUGGCUACUUCCACCUGUGGAAAGCCCGGAGCUCCCUGUCCAGGCUGUUGUCCCUGAGGCUGCCUUACUGCAGGGAGAAUGUGUGUCUUACCUACUGUGAUGAGUUGUCCCUCUACGCAGUGGGUUCUCAGUCUCACGUUUCAUUCCUGGAUCCAAGACAACGCCAGCAGAACAUCAAACCUUUGUGUUCCCGAGAGGGAGGCACAGGUGUGCGUUCUCUGAGUUUCUACCAGCACAUCAUCACUGUGGGCACUGGACAUGGCUCUCUGCUCUUCUAUGACAUUCGUGCCCAGAAGUUCCUAGAGGAAAGGGCCUCAGCCAGUCCAGACUCUUUUCUUGGGCGCACAGGGAGGAAGCUCAAACUCACGUGUGGCAGAGGCUGGCUCAACCAAGAUGAACUCUGGGUAAACUACUUUGGAGGUACUGAGGAAUUCCCCAACGCACUCUACACUCACUGCUACAACUGGCCUGAGAUGAAGCUCUUUGUGGGUGGAGGCCCACUCCCUUCAGGCCUCCAUGGCAACUAUGCAGGCCUCUGGAGCUAAAGUCACUGUGCUCUUGGGAAAGUGUAUAGAUUUAUCUUUUAAGUUCAAACUUACAUUCUUUGCAUAUGUGCUUUUGUGUAAUAUAGGUAUGUGCAUGCCUGAUUGUGUGUGUGUGUGAGUGAUUUAUUUUCAAAGUGGAGUUGACCCAACUUUCUAGUGCUCAAUCACAGAAGGAAACGAAAAAGGAGAGAGAGAGGAGGAAGAGGAACAGAAGGAAGAGACAGAGAGAGACAGAGAUAGAGACAGAGAGAGAGAGAGAGAGAGAGAGAGAGAGAGAGAGAGAUUUCUAUAUCCUCUUAGCAAUAAAAACUUGCUUUGACUUGGGCACUUUCUCUCAGAGCACUACAUUUUUGCUGUAUCAUACAAAAAAGUUUUAAUCUUUUUUUUUUUGCAGUGAUUUAUGUAUUUUCUUUCUUUAGGCGAAUGUAGUCAUUGCUUUCAGUGAAUUCAGCACUAGAGUUUUACCAGCGUUCCAAUAAUUUUUUUCAAGUCAUUUGAAUAGUCCAUGGACAUACCAUCUUGAUAGAAGAUGUUUUAAAAUGUUUGUUGGCCUGAUCUCAGAAAAUAUUUAAAGCUCUAAUCAAAGUUUCUUUCUUUCUUUCUUUUUUUUUUUUUUAAUGUACUUCAAGUUUUAGAUUAUAACUGUUUGGAGUGUCUUUCAUUUGAAUGUAGGAAAACUCAGUAGUGGAUUUGAACAUUGUGGGAGUAUAAAAUGGUUUAAGAUGUAUUAUUUUAUUUUUGGAAUUAUACAAUAUUGUUCAAACUACUAAUCAACAAAAUUUUAAUUCAGAAAACAUGAGCAUAACCACACUUAGCCCUAAAGCCUUCUUUUUUAAAGUACUGUAUUGUGACCUGCUUUCCUGAGAACCAUUUAUGUUAAAGAUGUUCAGCGCUAAUGAAAUCUGACAUAAAUUUUCAGGAUAAUUGGAAAGGUAUUUGGGGAAUUAACAUUUCCUGAACAUUCAAGAAACACAGUCCAAUUAGCCAUUUGCAAUGGUCAGAGUGAGUGCAGUUGAUACUUGUAUUGGGUACAUAUAUAGUUAUUUUAUGUGGAUCACUUUUUAGUAUGUGAUGUAUUGUAAAAAAAAUAAAAAAAAAUAAAAAUGUGUUCAGCAUCAUAAUAAUUAAAUUAAGUUUAAAAUGA
This is a messenger RNA of Mus musculus (house mouse), 2881 nucleotides long. RefSeq names its product DDB1 and CUL4 associated factor 12-like 2 (gene Dcaf12l2). The record is from RefSeq and is marked validated. Lineage: Eukaryota; Metazoa; Chordata; Mammalia; Rodentia; Muridae. Bases 328 to 1737 code for a protein of 469 amino acids. The transcript has a single exon.